CUUUAGAGAGUAGGAUACAACGGCAGGCAUACGGGCGACUUGCAUGCGUUGCUACUGCCUCCAAGCGGGCCGAGCGAUUAUAAACCUUGCUGUCGCACACAGUGGACUGUUGCAAACAAAUCAUAAGUUCAGCAGGCAAUUGUUCAACUCAACUGGUGUUUUACAAACUCGUUCCAGCUUCGCAAACAUGACCGGCAAGAAGGUUAUCGCUCUGUUUGAUGUGGACGGCACCCUGACUGCGCCCCGUAAGGUGGCCACAAAGGAGAUGCUGGACUUCAUGCAGGAGCUGCGCAAGACGGUGAAGGUCGGCAUUGUGGGCGGCUCAGAUCUGCACAAGAUUGCGGAGCAGCUGGGUGAUGGACUGCUGACGCAGUACGACUACGUGUUUGCCGAGAACGGGCUGGUGGCGCACAAGGAGGGCAAGGAGCUGGCGGUGCAGAGCCUCAAGACGUUUCUUGGGGAGGACAAGCUCAAGGAAUUCAUCAACUUUGUGCUACACUACAUCGCCGACCUGGACAUACCCAUCAAGCGCGGCACCUUCAUCGAGUUCCGCAACGGCAUGCUCAACGUCAGCCCCAUCGGCCGCAACUGCAGCCAGUCGGAGCGUGACGAGUUUGAGAAGUACGACGAGAAGGCGGGCGUGCGCAAGGCGUUUGUGGAGGUGCUGCGGACCAAGUUUGCGCACCUGGGCCUCACCUACUCCAUUGGCGGUCAGAUCAGCUUCGACGUGUUCCCCCAGGGCUGGGACAAGACCUACUGCCUGCAGUUCCUGACCGAGUUCGAUGAGAUCCACUUCUUUGGCGACAAGACCUACAAGGGCGGCAAUGACCACGAGAUCUUUGAGAGCGAGCGCACACUGGGCCACACCGUCACCAGCCCCGACGACACACGCAAGCAGUGCACCGAGAUCUUCCUGGCGUGAGGGCGCCGGGCGUAAGGGCACCGGGCGUAGGGGCUCCGGGCGUAGGCGGCUUGAAAGGGCGCGCCUGGCGUCAGGGCGCCUGUGUGGGCUGAGGCUGGACGGGCAGGGGCAGUGGGAGCCAGUGGGCGGAGAGCUGCAGCGCCAUGUGGGUGGAGGGCGUGAGUGGAGGAGUCGGUGUGGGUACGGGAGGAGUCGGCGGGGGGGCUGUGGGCAGCGUACGGUGAUCAGGAGGCGCGGGGAGGGGGACGCAUGCAGUGGAAUGGCAGCCGCGCGGGUGCCAGGGGGGCGGGGCGCAGGGAGGUGGGUGUGAAGAAAAGCAAAUGGAAAACAGGGAGGUGCGUGUGUGUGCAGGAGCGGGCUGCGGUUUGCUCGGGAUCCUUCCUGGGGAUGUGUAUUGGUGGCGGCCUGGCAACCAGGUGGGCCAGGGCCACGGCCAACCCGGAUCGGGGCGGCCUGGGACCUUGUGCGCGGUGAUACCUGUUCGUGUGCGAAACCGCGCUAUUGCGUGAUCCCUGUCAGGGGUGUGGCACUGACCGAGCUACGCGUGUGACGCUAUUGUGCGACUGCUCGAGCGACAAGUGAGGGGAGGGCUUCUUGUGUGAGACUGAUGCUGGGGAUUCUUUCUUAACCCGGUCAUGCGGCAAUUGCGCUGUGUGCUGCGGCUCGACCGUAGAUCGAUUCUGAGGGCUACGUUUGUUGUGCGUUUGGCGGCUGCAUGCCAGCCCGCACGCCUCGUGUGUUCAAUAACGGGGAAAACCCUAUUUCCGCCCGGAAACGCAGU
Chlamydomonas reinhardtii is the source of this 1703-nucleotide messenger RNA. RefSeq lists its product as uncharacterized. The transcript has 8 exons. Gene Ontology annotation, cellular component: cytosol. The record is from RefSeq and is a predicted model, not a curated record. Gene Ontology annotation, biological process: mannose metabolic process; GDP-mannose biosynthetic process; protein N-linked glycosylation. The coding region runs from base 188 to 922 and encodes 244 amino acids. NCBI's taxonomy places the organism in Eukaryota, Viridiplantae, Chlorophyta, Chlorophyceae, Chlamydomonadales, Chlamydomonadaceae. Gene Ontology annotation, molecular function: phosphomannomutase activity.